Messenger RNA from Pseudoliparis swirei, 1494 nucleotides. Its product is annotated as beta-1,3-galactosyltransferase 1-like. The record is from RefSeq and is a predicted model, not a curated record. NCBI's taxonomy places the organism in Eukaryota, Metazoa, Chordata, Actinopteri, Perciformes, Liparidae. The coding region runs from base 103 to 1260 and encodes 385 amino acids. Gene Ontology annotation, cellular component: membrane. The transcript has 2 exons. Gene Ontology annotation, molecular function: N-acetyl-beta-D-glucosaminide beta-(1,3)-galactosyltransferase activity.
CUCCUCCUCCUCCCCCCUCCUCCUCCUCCUCUUCUUCUUUCUCUUCCUCCCCCCCCCUACCCUCCACACUCUCCGGGCAGCUCUUCGUCCGGAGUCUCCUCCAUGUCGGAGGCGCAUGGCGGGCGGAGGGUCCUCAUGGAGGCCUCAGGUGGGAACCGGCUGAACAGGCGUGCCACUGAGAGCCUGAGCUGUCAGAGGUGGCCGCUGUUCUCCUGGUUCCUGUUCCUGCUGGGUCUGGUGUUCCUGGUCUGGUGCUGCAUCCAGUCCAGCAGCACCCAGUGGGAGAGCUCCUCCCUCCAUGAGUACUACCACAGGCUCCUCAACCAAAGCCGGCGGGUCCCCCUCCCUCCUCCGUACCGCGUCUAUCCCAAACACGGACUCAAACCAACGGAGCCGUCCGAAGGCCCUGAACGCCCCACCGCCCCGCCUCCUCAGUACCAUCCGGCCUACGCCCGCAACUACCACUUCAUCAUGGACCACCCGGAGGUCUGCCGAACCCGGGCUCCCUUCCUGGUCCUGAUGGUUCCAGUGGCGCCACAAAACGCGGCGGCUCGGGACGCCAUCCGGCAGACGUGGGCGGCGGCCGGCGAGGUGCGCGGCCGGGCGGUGCUGACCCUGUUCAUGCUGGGCCUCUCUGGGGGAGCCGGGGUCCAGGAGGAGCUCCGCCGGGAGGAUCUCCUGCACCGCGACUUGCUCCAGAGCGACUUCACGGACACGUACCGCAACCUGACCAUCAAGACCAUGGUGAUCAUGGACUGGCUGGCCACGCGCUGCCGGGCCGCCGCCUACGCCGCCAAGGUGGACUCGGACAUGUUCCUGAACGUCCACAACUUGGUGUCCAUGCUGCAGACGCCGGGCGUCCCCGCGGCGGACUACCUCACGGGGAUGCUCAUGUGGAACCGGCCGGUGGUCCGCUCCAGGGCCUCCAAGUGGUUCGUCCCUGAGGAGCUGUACCCGGGCCCCCGCUACCCGCCCUACGCGCUGGGCAUGGCCUACGUCUUCUCCAACGACCUGCCGCACAAGUUCGUGGAGGUCUCAAAAUCCAUCGGGGCCUUUAACAUCGAGGACGCCUACAUCGGAGAGUGCAUGAAGGAGCUGGGGCUGGCGCCGGCGGCGCCGCCCGACCCGGCCCAGUUCAAGGCCUACAGCCCGCGGUACGACCGCUGCGAGUACUCCAAGGUCAUCACCUACAUCCUGGGCUCCCCGGAGGAGCUGCUGAGGGCCUGGAAGGACCUGAAGAAGCCCGGCCCGCCCUGUUAGGACGAGGAGGAGGACUCAUGGGGAACCGGACCGGUCCAGGACUCUCCCCCAGCCCCGGGUCCUGGACAUGACGUUGUGAGACCAGUUGAAGGUCUCAGAACCUUUUUACUACAGAAGAACUUUAGAUGUGUUUUAAACUUUUUCAGGUUCUGAACAUGUAUCCGUGUGUCUAGAGGAGUGUGUUGAGGAGGAGUGUGUUGAGGAGGAGGAGGAGGAGGAACUAGCCCAGCUCGG